UAUGGCUAGUGAUUUCUACCUGCGCUACUAUGUAGGGCACAAGGGAAAGUUCGGACACGAGUUUCUGGAGUUCGAGUUUCGGCCCGACGAAUACAUUGUAUACUGAACUUCGCUCACCUGCAGCAAGAAGAGUUUUAAGCUAAGUAGAUUUUUAAAAGUAUGCCAUGUCCUAGGCAAUAUGUAAAUUCAAAAAUUGAAGGAAAGCUAAGAUAUGCUAACAAUAGCAAUUAUAAAAAUGAUGUCAUGAUCAGAAAAGAGGCAUAUGUCCACAAAAGUGUAAUGGAAGAACUGAAGAGAAUUAUUGAUGACAGUGAAAUUACAAAAGAGGAUGAUGCUUUGUGGCCACCCCCUGACAGGGUUGGCCGGCAGGAGCUUGAAAUUGUAAUUGGAGAUGAACAUAUUUCUUUUACCACAUCAAAGAUAGGUUCUCUUAUUGAUGUAAAUCAGUCAAAAGAUCCUGAAGGCCUUCGAGUAUUUUACUAUUUGGUACAAGACUUGAAAUGUUUAGUUUUCAGUCUCAUUGGAUUACACUUCAAGAUUAAACCAAUUUAAAUUGUAUAUUUGUGAAGAUCUUUGUAUAUUUGAGGGGUGGGGGAGAGAGGGUUUGUCAUUUAUAAUAUUAGGAUUUUUAUGAAUGUGAAAAUAAACUUUUUGUAUGUAAACUGAACAUAGAAAAAUAAACAGAUUUAAUGGUUUUUCUCCCUUGCGUCUAAGUAGGUAAGACUGUCCACAUACACAUUAAAUUCUGUAAAUAAAAGACACUUUUUGUUGAAGGUUUGCUCUAAUAAAACAUAGCAAAACUGGUAUGGGAA
Molecule: messenger RNA, 812 nt
Organism: Chinchilla lanigera (long-tailed chinchilla)
Lineage: Eukaryota; Metazoa; Chordata; Mammalia; Rodentia; Chinchillidae
Gene: Magohb
Product: mago homolog B, exon junction complex core component
Exons: 6
Coding region: 160-552 (130 amino acids)
Biological process (GO): RNA splicing
Cellular component (GO): nucleus; catalytic step 2 spliceosome; exon-exon junction complex
Source: RefSeq, a predicted model, not a curated record